AAUCCUAACGCGAGAUUUCCAGGAGAAAGCGCUCCAUCGCUGAGCAGCUGUCAGAAGUGGAGAGCAGCCCGAUGGCGAAAGUGGAGCUGGCGCCCAUGAGAUCAUGGGACGAUUUCUUUCCUGGAUCUGAACGUUUCGCCAAACCAGACCUGCGAGAUUUACCGAAAUGGAACAACAGAGUGGUCAGCAACCUGCUGUACUACCAGACCAAUUAUCUGGCCGUGGCAGUCGUGGUGUUUUUGAUUGUGGGGUUCAUGAACCCCCUUGGCAUGUUCACUGGCGCAGCAGUGGUGGUAUCGGUGUUCCUCGGUUCUGUGUGGGUGGGGGACAACAAAGCAGUGAUCAAGAACUUUAAGAAGGAGAACCCUACACUGUUUGUCUUUUUAGUGAUGCUAAUCAGCUACCUCCUCAUGUCGCUCUUCGGAGGAGUCAUGGUCUUCUUGAUGGGGAUCAAGCUUCCACUGCUCUUGAUAUUCGCUCACGCCUCCCUGCGUCUCCGCAACAUGAAGAACAAACUGGAGAAUAAGAUGGAGAGUGCAGGACUGAAGAAAACACCCAUGGGGAUUAUACUGGAGGCUCUGGGCCAGCAAGAAGAGAACCUAAGCAAGAUUCAGGAGUUCCUGGAGAACAAACUCAAGGAGUGAUAUGUAGCUAUGGAUGACUGUGUGUUUUUUAUUUUAUUCUGAUCCCGGUAUGAAUGAUGUAUCUCCGUUUUCAGCCUAUGCAAUAAAAAUCCAGCUGGAUCUUCCAAAGACGUGUGGGGAAAAAAACUAAAGACAAUGAAAAGUUACACAGUGUAUGACAGGAACAUUAUGAAAUGUUACAAAGCUCAGUUUUUUUCUGGCAAAUGCUGAAUGGUCCUGUUAGUACCAUAAACUGAUGGAACGUCUGUGGGAUUUAGGAACCAAAUGUUCUCAGAAAUGAUGAGGAACGUCUCAGAAAUGGUUUCUCCUAAGUUUAAUGUGACUUAUUAGAACACUUUUCUUGCCCAGUAGGUUUUUAUAUCAUUUGUUUGGUGCUAGGUAGAGACCACUGAAUGCACUCUUCCGUGAUAAACACAUCCGCUUUGAGUUCUAUAACUUCUAGGAUAAAUUGUAAAACCUCUAAAAGAAAUGUUACGCCUUGGCGUGACCCUGUAUUGAGUUAUACAAUACAGUAAUCACUGGGCUCACAUGAGUUAAAACUUGCUAGUUAGCUCAUAGCUAUGAUUUGGCUCCUAUGUGAAAUUAUGUUUAAUUAAAUGUCAAAAAUUUUGAUGUAAAAUUUUGAAAUAAUGAAGCAGUGUUCUAUAAUCCUGUGCCAAAUUGUUGUACUUGAAGAGAAAUGAAAUAUUUGUUCACGAAAUGAUGAAGUUUGCAAAUAAAAAAAUCUGUGAAUUACUGUGAGAA
Molecule: messenger RNA, 1388 nt
Organism: Colossoma macropomum (tambaqui)
Lineage: Eukaryota; Metazoa; Chordata; Actinopteri; Characiformes; Serrasalmidae
Gene: arl6ip5a
Product: ADP-ribosylation factor-like 6 interacting protein 5a
Exons: 3
Coding region: 72-644 (190 amino acids)
Biological process (GO): negative regulation of transport
Cellular component (GO): membrane
Source: RefSeq, a predicted model, not a curated record